Pisolithus orientalis is the source of this 1529-nucleotide messenger RNA. RefSeq lists its product as uncharacterized. Gene Ontology annotation, molecular function: DNA-binding transcription factor activity, RNA polymerase II-specific; RNA polymerase II cis-regulatory region sequence-specific DNA binding. The transcript is spliced from 6 exons. The record is from RefSeq and is a predicted model, not a curated record. Gene Ontology annotation, cellular component: nucleus. The coding region runs from base 1 to 1407 and encodes 468 amino acids. Gene Ontology annotation, biological process: central nervous system development; regulation of transcription by RNA polymerase II. Lineage: Eukaryota; Fungi; Basidiomycota; Agaricomycetes; Boletales; Pisolithaceae.
AUGGCAUCGAGUCCAACGCUGUCUGCGACGGUCCUUGGGAAGAGGAAGAAAUCGACACUGGUGCUUAGGCUCUCUUCGAGCCCAGCACCGGCGGAUAGCAGCGGAACAGAGGCACGCGGCGAAGGAGCGCGGCGGUAUCUUUGCUCUUAUUCUGGGUGCUCCAAAUCUUAUUCUAAGCCCUCCCGGCUGUCAGAGCAUUACCGGUCGCAUACCGGAGAGCGUCCCUUCGUUUGCAGCGAGUGUAAAAAUUCUUACCUGCGCGAGACGCACCUUCAUGCACAUAGCAGGAGCCACCUUCCGGAGUCCGAAAGACCUUAUGUCUGUAUCGAAUCUCCGAGUUGCGGAAAACGCUUUUGGACAUUGCAACACCUUCGAGUCCAUCAAGAUACCCACAGAGGUGAAAAAACUUAUAAUUGCACGGAAGAAGGAUGCGUAGAGGCCUUCUCCAAACACCAUCAGCUACGCGCUCACAUCUGUGAGGCCCAUUCUCCACCGGGAACGAAACCUUAUAUCUGCUCCUACCCGUCGUGUAAUAAGUCCUUCCCCACUAAUCAAAAACUUCGGGGGCACAUAAAAACACAUGAUGACCAGCGUUAUACAUGUUCGCAUCCAAACUGCAUUCCAGAUCUGCGUAAUGAUCCCGUGUAUUUCGGGACUUGGACCGCCCUUCAAUCACACAUCCGCACCGCUCAUCCACCGACAUGCUCCCAUGAAUCGUGCAAGGGCCGGACCUUCGCGUCGCACCAUAACCUUCGUGCCCAUCUCAAACUACACGAGCAGCAAGAAUUAGAAGGGAUUCUCCAAGAGCGGGGUGGGGACGAUAACAACGAUGCGGAAACGUCCCACUCACGGAAACGCCGUCGAGGUGGCGAGCUUGGUCGUGAUUGGAAAUGUGACUACCCUAACUGUGAAAAGGAUUUCAAGUCGAAAAGGGCGCUCACCACCCACCAUAAAGCGAUCCACCUUGGCCAACGUAACCACGUCUGCCCACACACCCACUGCGAUAGUGCUUUCGGAUAUAAACACCUUCUAGAACGACACCUCGCAAAGAUCCAUUCUUCGAAGCGUGCACGAUCUUCGUCAUCUUCUGCAGAUGACACUACUGAUAUGGAGGCUUCGGAAGAAACCACUGGAGCGGACGUGAUCGAAGAAAUUACCGGCAGAGCAUACGCCCGUCGUUCGCAGAAUGCAGGCUUUAUCCGCUGCCCAUUCCCCAAUAUGGAAGAGCUCUGCUUGCUACCGUCCGACUCAUCAGCCCCUUCAACAUCUUCAAUCAAGGCCUGCGACCACGUCGUUACUCGUGCAUAUGAUCUUCGGCGUCACCUCAAAGCUGAGCACGGUAUGGUGGCUGAUAAGGCAAAAGUAGACCGGUGGACCAGUGUACGAAAACGCCCACUUGCAUCGUAGUGGCUUGUACCGUUCCGCGUCGGUAGGGAGGGAGCUUACUCUGGCGUAGCCAAUCACGUGCAACUCGCUUCCAUCAUUUCCUGUGUCCAAGCUAACGCCCCACUAGGCGAAAUCGCAGGGUG